GUGGCGCAGCAGUCGACUGUAACCCUGUCGUUAAGUUUGUUGUGUGUCGCUCUUCUGAAUUGUCGCCGUCAAGUUCUUGUUAUAUAUUUAUUGUAAUUAUAUUUUUCCCCUCGAUAAAUCUAUACCGAAAUAAACGGCUACGUGGUGUUGUUGCAUCGUCCAAAGUUACAUUCACGCGAUAAUAAACAAUUACGGGGAUUUGAAGCGAAAAGUCAUCGGACAAUAAAAUUACAGAAACCGCGCUCGAACUAUACGUACAGAAUAAUUAUUGCACGGGUUCGUGUAAUAGGACCUAUUUAAUAAUAUAUCGGUAUACGAAAUUGAAUUCGAUCAAACGUGUCGUGUAAACCGUAGAAAAUUACAUUCGUAAUUCGUAUAUUGACACACGUACAACAAACUGUAGUACGAUAAUGUUGUUAAACAUUUGAAAAUACGCCUUAUAUGUUAUUGUUCUUUUUGAGGGAUCCUUCGGACAUUUAUGGGAUGUAAUUCGAGCAAAAGUGCGUCAAAAGCAGUCCACAAAAAAAAGUUUUUACCCAUCAUGAGCUUUACACAGUCUAACGACGCUAAACAAUAUUCAAAAACACCAAUUCAAGUAACCAAAGGAUUGGCAUCAUCUUUUGGGUUCAAAAAGCCAACCCAAACCAAUAAAAUCAGACCAAUAUCUGCUCCAGUUAAAAUGUCAGACAGUUAUGGAUUAAAAAUGUUACCCAAACCACAGGAAAAAUGUCCAAGAAGUAUUCCUAAAAGUAAUACACCUUCUCCUAACAGAUUUGGAUUCUGUAAACCAUCUAUGAAACUAAUGCAACCAACUGUUAAAGUUACGACUAAAAAAAUUGAAGUUGAAAGAAGAAGUCAAUCUGAACCUCAAAAGAGAGAAAUCCCUAAACAUAUUUCUCAUGGAUCAAAAAUUGCUAUAUCCAAAGUUACCUCUAGUCAUUUGCCUAGACCUCAAAUACCAGUUAGAUAUCAAGUAUCUAAAAAUCCAGAUAAAAAUGCUAAAACAGCUACCAAUAUGAGAUUAAAGAAUGAAGCAAUAAAACAAAUGCAACAAGGAGUGACUAUUCGAAAGUUAAGUGAUUCUGUUGAAUUUACUGAAGUAAUUGCUAUUAAUAGACCAUCAAGGCUUACAAUAAAUUCAAAUGCCAAAGGUUCUUUGAUUAGAGAAAGGACAAGUAAAUAUUUGAGACAAGUUUCGAGCUCGUCUUCUAAACAAAUAACAUCCUCUGAUGAUGAUUCAGACUUAAGCAGUUAUGAAGAAAAACAUGACAAAGAAGUAUCUAUUAAAGAAAAGACUGAAAUAAUGGAUAAAAAAGAUACAACAUGUAGUGAUGAAGAAUAUGGACCCGGUGAAGCAUUAGCAGUAGAAGAAUUUACAGAAAUGAAAGAUAAAAUAAAUGUCAUUGAUAACAAAUUUGCAAAUGUUGAUAUGUCUGUAUCAUUACGCGAUGUUUUAUUAAAUAUUGAAGAUACAACAUUUGCUACUUUAGCGGCUAUGUCUUCCACAAUAAGAAUUGAAGAUGAAACAUCACCAGAUGAUGAUUGUUUAAGUCCUACAGAAUCAGAAUCUGCUGAAUUUCCUCAUAGUAAAACAGAAUCUACAAAUAAUGACAAACGUAACUCUAUGUCACCAAUUAUGCGAUGUAAUAUUUCCAAAUCUGGAUCUUUUUCAUCAGACACUAGAGAUUUUUUUGAUGAUGAAAUAGCUGAUCAACCAGCUCUUAUGUUUAGUGGCCCUCCAUCAGAGUCUUGCAAUGCUGAAGAUAUUGAUGAUGCUUUAUUUCGACUUAGAAGUCAUUCCAGUAAUAACAAAAAACCUAAAUCCUUGAGAAGAUCACUAAGUGUUGAUGGGUCCUUAAGUGAAAGUCUCAACUCUGACGACCUUAUGCUUGAUGUUGAUUAUGAGGCAACGGAUGAUAAAUUAUCAGUAGAUCCUGAUAAUGAAGAUUUAUUGAAAACAUUGGAGAACAACAAACAAAGUGAAUUUAACGAAUGGAAGUCUCUAACAUCUCCAAGAAACAGUACCAGUUCAAUAAAAGACGAUGUUCCAAUCAAAGAUGAAACAGAUUCAAAAGGCAGCAAUGGGGAUGUGAUAAUGACCUUCGAUCGAUUUCGCGAGGUAACGGACGACAUUGCGAGUAUCAAGAACAUGCUAUUCGAGCUAAACCGUGCCCUAAUAGAGGACAAACAAGAGAUGACAUACCCAGAAGAACAGGAAGUACAUUGCUGUUACGAAGAUCAAAUCAUGGAUUUGAAACAACAGAUAGCUUAUAUGGCGCAACAGAUGGAACAGAAGGACCGUACGAUUCAAUUGCUCAACGAACAGAUAGCUCAACGACCACGGCCAUCAAUAACAAUUACAGAAACUCGAAAUGCUGCCACUCAAACAGACCGAUGCCGGUCGACCACAGCUCCAACGUUAUGCACAUUCGAUAGAGAAGGACAAGCAAAUGGACGUCCUGUUAUUAGGCGCAGUGACAUGACAGAGAGGUCCAAGUCUGUAUCAGGCAAUCGCAUACGUAUCGGCAUGCUAAAGCACAAAUUUCUCAUGGACGCUGGACGUACGUUGCCGAACGUCUGAUUCCUUCCACUCUUUCUCUUCGACCAGUAUUAACAGAAACAUUCCAUGUUUAAUGUUCCAUUAUUAGUUAAAUUUAAUUUUAUUUACUAUUUAUUUUCUAUAGUUCAUAAGUUUAUCGAUGUGUAUUAUACACAAUUUUGUUUUCAAAAAGUCCAAUUUAUGUUCUUUUAUUUAUAUAUAUUUACAUAAAAUUUAUUUUUAUUCUUUA
Molecule: messenger RNA, 2789 nt
Organism: Sipha flava (yellow sugarcane aphid)
Lineage: Eukaryota; Metazoa; Arthropoda; Insecta; Hemiptera; Aphididae
Exons: 15
Coding region: 479-2581 (700 amino acids)
Source: RefSeq, a predicted model, not a curated record